AGCAGGAGCCCUGGGCGCAGCUCUUGGGGUUCCCAGGCAGGUGUUUCUGGGGGAGCUCUCGCUGAGGGGCCGUUCCCUCCCGGCCGGGGGAGCGGGCAGAGCUGCCGCAGGAGUUGAAGCUGCUGUUGUGACCUCCCCGGGCACUUGGCCGCUGGACAGUGAGGGGGAGAGUGUGGUGGGGCUGGCCGCCCGCCUGGCACUCAGCGGGGCCCUCUGCUGAGGUCUCGGGACAGGACCCUGGGCAGCGGCAGCUGCCGCCCCAUCCCGCUGGUGAGAAAAGAGGCUCCCGCUGCCGGGCGUCCGGCAGGGCCGGGAUUUGAGGGGGGCACUGGUCACUCCGAGUGCCCUGUGCUGCGUGUGGGACUGUGGGGUGCUUGCCACACACCCCCAGGGGCCGUGCGGAGACCCCAGUGCUGCUGGCCGAUCCUGGUGUGUCCUGGUGACCCAGGUGGCGGAGGGGACGUGCAGGGGGCCAAGCCUGCCCUUGUGGGUGCCCGAGAGUGACCUCUUGUGUUGCUGAUUCCGACAUCUGCAGGCCACUCGGUGAGGCCGUGAUGGGAGUGGAGCUGAGAGAGGGACGAGGCGGGGCUGUGCUGGCGGGUCAGCAGCUGACCAUCUGGCAGUGGAGUGGGCAGCGGGUGGCGCUCCGUGGGCCUGCGCACAGGGGAUGGCAGAGCAGGCCCCGUGGGAGCUCGCUGGCACACACCAGCGAGGCCUCCGUGGGCACCCACGUGUCUGCUAUGAAUAGAUGCGCUUCUGUCCUCAGAAAUCCACGCAGCACCCACGCCACCUUGCCGCAGAGGCCCUGCGCGCUCCGUGGUUUCGCAGGGAGGGAGCUGGCCCUGUGGGCACAGGGUGGAGGCGGCAGCCCACCACGGCCUGGGUGCUGGCUCCAGGGGGUUCUGGGAGCCGCAGGCCGCCCUGCUCCUGCAGAAGCCGCUUCCCUGAGAAGUCUUAAAAGUGAGGUGCAGGGUAAGGGAGCCCCACCGUCCCGCAUGCCUUUUUUUAUUUUAUUUUAUUUUUUUUUUUGUCUUGAAAGGCAGAGAGAGAGACAGGGAGAGGUCUUCCAUCCCUUGGUUCACUCCCCAAAUGGCCAUAAUGACCAGGGCCGGGCCAGACUGAAGCCAGGAGCCAGGAGCUUCACCCGUUUGCCACACGGGUGCAGGAACUCAAGUGCUGGGGCCGCCUUCGCUGCCUCCGUGACGUAGCCGGCACCCCAGGCACCGCCGCGGGGUGGGCCCUGUCUCCAUGGUAACACUAAGGCGCUGUUGCCCUUUUCCGGCUUCUCUCCCGUGUGAAUGACUCGGUGAACCGUGGCUGCCCGAGUGAUGGAUGGAUUCAGACAGGGCGAGGGGGCCUGGGAGGGCCUGACCCCUUCCUGUUUGCUGACCAGGCAGGUGCACAGCUGCCCCCAGAGGUGUGGCAAGCCUUUGGCACCCGGCACUGCGCCCGGACCAGAGCUGGGGGUCGGAGUGCUGGCUCCUCCACUCCAGCCCAGCUCCCUGCUGCGGGAGGCUCCAGUGCGUGGGCCCCUGCCCCCACACGGGAGACGCAGAGUCCUGGGUUCGUGCCCGCGGCCUGGCCCAGCCCUGACGUUGGGGGCGAAGCAGCAGAUGGCAGCUCUUUUUUGUCCCUCUUCCUUCAAAAUGAAAAAGGAAAAGAGACGUGUGUUUGUGCAAAAACUUGAAAUCCACGUGCAGUUUUUCGUAAUGUGCAUUUUUCAGAAACUUUUUGAAGAUCCUACGUGUGCAUGGAUUUCAGAAUUUUCUGAAAUAAAUAUCUUUUCAUUUUCACAGACUUUGAAGUUCCAUAUGUGAGAAUGCAGCCACUAUCCCAACUAAAAUCGGUUGGCGACUUGGCCUGUGGAACCAGCUCUGGUUUGCACAGCUCCUGAGUGUACCCGUGGUGGUUACGCUUCCUCUCUGGUCGGCACCAUGUCGGUCAGCGUCCAUGAGACCCGGAAGUCGCGGGGCAGCACAGGCUCCAUGAACAUCACGCUCUUCCACAAGGCCUCGCACCCCGACUGCGUGCUGGCCCACCUCAACACGCUGCGCCAGCACCGCGUGCUCACGGACGUCACGCUCUGGGCCGGCGGCCGCGCCUUCCCCUGCCACCGCGCCGUGCUGGCCGCCUCCAGCCGCUACUUUGAGGCCAUGUUCAGCCACGGGCUGCGGGAGAGCCGGGACGACACGGUGGACUUCCAGGACAACCUGCACCCCGAGGUGCUGGCGCUGCUGCUGGACUUCGCCUACUCGUCGCGCAUCGUCAUCAACGAGGAGAACGCCGAGUCGCUGCUGGAGGCGGGCGACAUGCUGCAGUUCCCCGACGUGCGCGACGCCGCGGCCGAGUUCCUGGAGAAGAACCUGCUGCCCUCCAACUGCCUGGGCACGCUGCUGCUGGCCGACGCGCACCAGUGCCGCCGGCUGCACGAGUUCUCCUGGCGCAUGUGCCUGCUGCACUUCGAGACCGUGUGCCGGGGUGACGACUUCCACGGGCUGUCCAAGGACGCGCUGCUCGGCCUCAUCUCCAGCGACGAGCUGGAGGCCCAGGACGAGCGGGCCGUGCUCGAGGCCGUGCUGCAGUGGGUGAAGCACGACCUGGAGCGGCGCCGGGCGCACCUGCCCGAGCUGCUGCACGCCGUGCGGCUGGCCCUGCUGCCCUCCGACUGCCUGCGGGAGGCGGCGGCGGCCGAGGCCCUGCUCAUGGCGGAUGAGCGCACCCGGCUCCUGGUGGACGAGGCCCUGCGCUGCAAGACCAGGAUCCUGCAGAACGAUGGCGUGGUCACCAGCCCGUGCGCCCGGCCACGCAAGGCUGGCCACACGCUGCUCAUCCUGGGCGGGCAGACCUUCAUGUGCGACAAGAUCUACCAGGUGGACCACAAGGCCAAGGAGAUCAUCCCCAAGGCCAACCUGCCCAGCCCCCGCAAGGAGUUCAGUGCCUCGGCCAUCGGCUGCAAGGUCUACGUGACGGGGGGCCGGGGCUCCGAGAACGGGGUCUCCAAGGACGUGUGGGUGUACGACACUGUGCACGAGGAGUGGUCCAAGGCGGCGCCCAUGCUGAUCGCACGCUUCGGCCACGGCUCGGCCGAGCUGGAGCACUGCCUGUACGUGGUGGGCGGCCACACGGCCCUGGCGGGGGUCUUCCCUGCCUCGCCCUCCGUGUCCCUGAAGCAGGUGGAGAGAUAUGACCCCAGCGCCAACAAGUGGGUGAUGGUGGCCCCGCUGCGGGACGGCGUCAGCAACGCCGCCGUGGUGAGCGCCAGGCUCAGGCUCUUCGUGUUCGGGGGCACCAGCAUCUACCGCGACAUGGUGUCCAAGGUCCAGUGCUACGACCCCGCGGAGAACCGCUGGAGCAUCAAGGCCGAGUGCCCCCAGCCGUGGCGCUACACGGCCGCCGCCGUCCUGGGCAGUCAGAUCUUCAUCAUGGGCGGUGACACGGAGUUCACGGCCGCCUCUGCCUACCGCUUCGACUGCGAGAGCAACCAGUGGACGCGUGUCGGGGACAUGACCGCCAAGCGCAUGUCCUGCCACGCCCUGGCCUCGGGCAACAAGCUGUACGUGGUGGGGGGCUACUUUGGGACGCAGCGGUGUAAGACCCUGGACUGCUACGACCCCACGUCGGACACGUGGAGCUGCGUCACCACCGUGCCCUACUCGCUCAUACCCACGGCCUUUGUCAGCACCUGGAAGCACCUGCCUGCCUGAGGCGUGCGCACGGCCCACAGCCGCCUGUGCCGGGGCCGACACCGGCUCUGCCCGUCCUGGGAGCAGCCGCCGCUCUAGAGCACCGUGUGCCGCCCGCCCGCCUGCCCGAGGGCGCGCUGCCUCCAGGGAGACUCCUGGGUGCACCGGUGGCCGUGCUGGGGCCAGGACACAGGUGCCCGCGGCGACCACCAGAAGCUCCGGUAGUAGACCUGCAGGGCCUCAAGGUCCUGUGGGAGAGUUCCUGCCCCUUCGCCCCCCCCCCCCCGCCCCAGCCUGUGCCCACCUGGCCCACUGAGGCCCUGCCCAGCCGGGCCUGCCUCACAGCGAGGACCCCUCACCGCCAUGGGCCUGCCCUCAGGUGGGACCUGCUCUCAGGACUGGGAGCCCCCAGCGAGGACGCUGCUGGCCCUGCGUGCCGACUCCGUCACAGGGGCCCCUGAACUGCCCGAUGCUGGGCCUGGGCGAGGCCCCCCAGCUCCUGCAGACGGCGCCCCUGGGCCAGCACCCGAGGCCUGGUCCUCACCCCAAGCCAGCACAGUAGAAGGGGUUCCUGGGAGGGGCCCAGACCUGCUGCGUGUGUGGCCCCUGGCACACUAGCUACUGAGUGAGCCUGCAGUGUCCCUACCCCCGCUCCAGCCCUGUGGGCACCUUUUGAGUUGAGGCCUUUGCCUUGGGUUUUCCAUUGCUGGCAAAAGAGCCCAAAGCACAGGCUGCGCCCCGGGGCACAGGACCCAGCGGUGCUGCCCCGCCUCCUGACUUAAUAAAGAGUUGAGAAGGUCUCUGCCUGCCUUGGCCCUGGGCCGCGGUUCCCAUCCCCCACUAGGGCCCAGCGCCUGCAGGCGCCAUGGGGCCCCAGGGAGGCGGUAGCUGCCUUCGCCGCCUGCUCCUGUCCCAGCGGUGAGUGCCAAGAGGCGAUGUCAUCCAUGACCGUCAGCGCUGUAGGUCCUGGGGACAUAGCUGUGGCGGCGCGGGCCACGGGCGGCUGCCUCCCAGGACAGCCGCUGUCGCCUGACAGCCCCCGCUUAUGCACACAGUGUGUGGUCUAGCCCAGGACAACCGAGGCAGGUGGCCCAGGGCCCGGUGCCGUGCAGGCCCACGCACACCCAGUCCUGGGGGAGGAGCACUUGCGUGGGGAGGAAGGCUGUGACCGCGCGUGGGAGGGGCGGGUGUGGCACGAGGCCCAGGCCUGGCCGGACGCCCCGGCCCGGCCCACACCGGUCGCUCCUGCACCAGUGGCGGAACGGGGCUGAACGCAGCGGCCUCCAGUGGGGCUGCGGAAACACGCACUUCCGACCCCGCCGGCCCAGGUGAGGAGCACCUGCCGGGGCUGCAGGUCCGCUGCCCACGUCCCUGCCUGGCCCUGCGUGCCUGCAGCUGAAAGGGAGACGAGGUGGGGCGGUGCCAGCAGGGCCGGGAUGUGCCCGGGACAGCUCCAGGGCUGGCGGGUGGCAUCAGCGGCCUCGUCGCGCGCCUCGUCUGCUUGGCUGUCCCAGGAGCCGGUGCCUGCCAAGCUGUCCGUUUGUCCCUUGAGCGGCCACCAGCCCCUGGCCUUGUCCUCGGCGACCCCUGGCGGUGGGCAUUCCUGGCCUCUUCUUGCCGGCGAGGAGGCGACACACAGGGGUCGGCAGUGGACACCAGAGCCGGGUCGCCAGGACUGGUCUGAGCACCCCGCGCUGGGUUGCACCAGAUGCUCCUCUGACACAGGCCUAACCGCGGCGAGGCUUACUCACGGCUGAACCGGGCUGCAGAGCACGCGAGCGGCCUCCUGCUGUGGUGGCCGGUGUCGGGGGAGGGGGGCAGGCCAGGGGCGGCCGGAUCCAGGAUUGGGCUCCGGAAAGGGAGAAGGCGCUCCCAUCCAUCCGUGGGGGCAAGGUGUUCCUGACGGCGUCCAGCGUCCUGUAUGAGCCGUGGGCGACGAGGCCAGGAGAGGGCGGAGGCUGCCCCCACUGGGUGGCUCCCUAGUGUCGGCCUGGGUUCGUGCGACCUUUGCCGAAAGGUCUCGUGUCUCCUGUGCAGUCCACGUUGCGCUCUGGGAAGCCCUGCCCCAGGGCCGGCGGUCACACGGCCUCGGAGGUCACGCCUCCCCGAAGCCAGAGCCAGCAGCUGCAGGCGGUGCCCCGCCUCAGACCAGCAACACUGCCUUCCUGGACUCCCACGCCACGGGGGCAGGGCGGGCUUGGUGGGGACACAGGGCGCCAGUGUCCUGCCAGUGCCCCUCCACCAGGCGUCUGGUGCGUGGUGAGGGCCCCGCACCCCACAGGGCAGUGCCUGGGUUGUGUCCUGGGCCUACUUCGGGUUCCUGCUUCCCACUCAUCACGUCCUGGGAGGCAGCAGGGCUCGAGUGCGUGGGGCCCACAGCCACGUGUGCUCCUGGCCUCGGCCUGGCCAGCCCCGGCUGUCGUGGGCAUUCGUGGAGUGAGCUGGCCGGUGGAGGCUGUCUGCGUCCUUCAGGUGACCGGUGAAUGAGUCGGUGGCUUCUCAGACGGCCGUGGCGCCUGUGCUGGGCUGGCAGGUGGCUGAGUGGCAGGGUCCUUGUGUUCUGGGAGAUGCACUCACUGGGUGCGGGGGGGGGGGCCGGGUGGGGAAGCCCUGGUGUGAACUGGGCUCCUGGCAGCUUCGCAGAGACCUCGCUGAUGCCGGGUAGAUGAUGUUUAAAUUGUACGCCGUUGGGGCCGGCGCCGUGGCUCACUUGGUUAGUCCUCCACCUGCGGCGCCAGCAUCCCAUAUGGGCGCCGGGUUCUAGUCUAGCUUGCUCCUCUUCCUCUGCUGUGGCCCGGGAGGGCAGUGGAGGAUGGCCCAAGUGCUUGGGCCCUGCACCCGCAUGGGAGACCAGGAGGAGGCACCUGGCUCCUGGCUUCGGAUCGGCGCAGCGCCAGCUGUAGUGGCCAUUUGGGGGGUGAACCAACGGAAAGAAGACCUUUCUGUCUAUAACUCUACCUGUCAAAAAAAUAAAAAGUAAAAUAAAUUGUAUGCCGUGAUAAA
Molecule: messenger RNA, 6686 nt
Organism: Oryctolagus cuniculus (rabbit)
Lineage: Eukaryota; Metazoa; Chordata; Mammalia; Lagomorpha; Leporidae
Source: RefSeq, a predicted model, not a curated record